Anolis sagrei ordinatus is the source of this 2581-nucleotide messenger RNA. It is a transcript of the gene CLDN2, whose product is annotated as claudin 2. Gene Ontology annotation, cellular component: bicellular tight junction; plasma membrane. The record is from RefSeq and is a predicted model, not a curated record. NCBI's taxonomy places the organism in Eukaryota, Metazoa, Chordata, Lepidosauria, Squamata, Anolidae. Gene Ontology annotation, molecular function: structural molecule activity. Gene Ontology annotation, biological process: bicellular tight junction assembly; calcium-independent cell-cell adhesion.
UCCGGCCUUGUUCUGAGGAGGCGCCUGACCACCCAGCCUCCCUGCCCUCCAGCAAGCCCUAAGAUAAAGCUCUCUCUUCCCUCCCACCCAACUGUUGCCAUCUCCCAGCCUUUCUCCAGCUGUCCUGAAGGAGACCGGCCGGCUGUGGAGGCGGCUGCACCCAAGGAGACUUCGCUCUCUGCAGCCAGGGGAGGGGGCAGCGAAGGGCAAACGGACAAGUGGACGGACGAGCGGACGGACAGUUCUUUGGAGGCCUUGGGCCCAGCACAGGACGGACAGGUGGGGAUGGCCUCAGUGGGCCUGCAGCUGGUGGGCUAUAGCCUGAGCCUGCUGGGCUUGCUGGGCACAGUCAUUGCCACACUCCUUCCCGGCUGGCGGACCAGUGCCUACAUCGGCUCCAGCAUCGUGACGGCGGUGGGCUUCUCCAAGGGCCUCUGGAUGGAGUGUGCCUCCUACAGCACCGGCAUCACCCAGUGCGACAUCUACAGCUCCCUACUCAACCUGCCCUCUGACCUCCAGGCUGCCCAGGCCUUGAUGUCCACCUCCAUCGCAGUCUCCCUGCUGGCUGCCCUCCUCUGCGUGGCUGGUCUGCGCUGCACCAUCUUCGCCCAGGGCUCUCCGUCCAAGGACCGAGUGGCUGUGGCCGGAGGGGUGGCCUUUGUGCUGGGGGGGCUCCUGUCCUUCAUCCCCGUGGCCUGGAACAUCCACGUGGUGCUCAGGGACUUCUAUAACCCUGUGGUGCCUGAUAGCAUGAAGUUUGAGCUGGGCGAGGCCCUCUACCUGGGUGCCUUCUCCUCCCUGGUCUCCCUCAUUGGGGGGCUCAUCCUCUGUGCGUCCUGUCCAGCCCGGGACCACCGGUCACCCGCUGUCCGCUACAGCCCCUACCGUGCCCAGACGAUACCCACACGGAGCCCCCCACCCGCCACAACAGGGGCAACUCCCAUCUCAAAGACUAAGAGUGAGUUCAAUGCCUACAACCUCACUGGAUAUGUGUAAUAGCAGGUAGACUGGCACCUACAGACCAUUGUGGACUGCUGCUCACAGAUCCUUGACUGCCCAGCCCUCUGCUUACCUGAAGGCACUGGACAGGUAAGCCGGCAGGGAGGCAGCCGUUCACAGUUCCCCUGCUCCCCUAUACCUGUGCUUCCACCCUGCCAUUGCCAGGACCUCUUUUUCCUCAAGCACCACUUUGGAUGACCCCUGUCCUCUUUGAGGGUCUCAAAGUUCCUCUGGAGGAACCUGCUUUCCAGCGUGAAAGGAGCAGCCAAGAUGGACAGCUGUCAAGUGGGCCUGCCUCAAGGCCCUCUCUCCCAUCUUCCAGCUUGCAGGCCCCUGACACAGGACACUGACCAAGUGGAAAGGAGUGAAGAGAACGGGCAGGCACCAGUCAGGAUUGCUAGGCCCAAAGUUGGGCACUGUUGACUGGAAGGAACUGGUGGGCAUUCUGUGGGGAGACUGGAGGUGUGAUGUGGGGAGGGCAGAUGGUGGAUCCCAAUGGAGCAGUAGCACAGCUGCCCGCCCCAGGCUUCCUGGUGAGCACAACUAGAUUAGGGCGGCUAAAUGAGACUUCUUUUGAGCCCUGUGGUGCUGUACUUCAGUAGCAGAGCUCAUAGGCAGUGACCACAGCCUAUCUCAACCCCUCUUAUGCUUUGCCAGACUGCUUCCUGCAGGUGGGAAACAGGCCAAGCUCAGGAGGCAAAGGGCUCCAGGGCUGGGCUGGAUCAAAGUGUGUCCUUUCGCUCAAUGACCUCCGCCGACCUCUGGCUUUGAAGAGCCACCUGCCCGCCUACCCUCCAGUCUCCCGUGGGAGGAGAGCAGGAACAGCCUGGCCUUGGCAAGGAAUAAUAAACAUCAUCAGGGAGGGGGAGGGAGGGAGUCUGGUGGGCUGGCUGCCAGGUGCUUCUGCCUCCCACGGAUGCUCUGUAUCUCUCCAGGACUACCAGUACCGUCCACCAUGUUCUUGCCCAAGUCCAAAGACUUGGUCGCAAAGGGAGAAGAGGAAACCAUGGGAGAUGGCAAGUGCCAGAAGACCUAGCGAGACCCUCAUGGUGGGGAAGGGGCAGGAGGGAGGGAGAAGGCCACUCUGGGUGACUGGGUCCAUGUCCACCUGCCAGCCAGACAUCCUCCUCCUCUUCCUUCCUCUUCUCCAAGGGAGCGGGCUGGGCACCAAUAUGCCAGGCUGAACCUGGAGGGCUGCUCUGGGCUGCACCAAUUCCAACCCAAAGACAGCAGGGAUCCUGGACCCUGUUUGCCCCUAGCAGGAAGCACUUUCAGUGGGAACAAAAGGGAGGGGUUGGAAAUGGGGAGGUGAGGUACCAAGACCAGUCCACAAAUCUGAUCCUGGGAGGGGGAAGGGCAUACGGUGCCCAGUCGCAUUGGGAAAGCAGACACUUUUCGUGUGGUUUGGUGGAGGGGUGAGCUGAGCUGUUGUCAAAUAAAGCUGGAAAAACUGAGUCUCUCUUGGCCCUUGAUUAGAAGACCAUGCAGAUUGGGGGUUGAUGCUACGGGGAGAGAGCGCUUCCUCCGCCAUUGCCAUUUCCAUUGCUGUGGCAUACGUCGUUUAAGGGGAUUUUAGCCUUGG